AUGUUUGAUAUCAACGAAGAUAAUCAACCCAGAAAGUAUGGACUAUCUAGCACUUCGCUGCAAGAUAAAGAUAUGUUUUCCCUGAACCUUGAUUGGGAAGAAAGUGAACUGACGGAGUUACUAGAUCUCUUAAAGAAGUUCAGUAAAAUCAUACUCAAUGCGGAAAACACCAACAUAUCGAAUCCUUGCGGCCCUGCUGGUUUAUUAGUCCUAUCCCAGCUCUUAACACUGUUCGAAAGCUCAGAGUUGAGUGCUACGAAGAAACCUCUUGAGAUUCUUAUCUCUUUGCCGGAUAUAACUUGCCCUUCUUCCGUGCUAUCAUUCAACAAUGUUGAUUUGCAGAGCCAGGACCACGAAAGGCAAAGAUCUCCCAACUUAUGA
Messenger RNA from Nematocida homosporus, 381 nucleotides. RefSeq lists its product as uncharacterized. The transcript has a single exon. Bases 1 to 381 code for a protein of 126 amino acids. NCBI's taxonomy places the organism in Eukaryota, Fungi, Microsporidia. The record is from RefSeq and is a predicted model, not a curated record.